CCUGGGGUGCCCAGUCCCAGGAGAGCCGCUCUCUGAGGAGGACGCAGCUCCCUGGGUCUGUCUGCGCUGGACGCCCACAGCGAUAGAGGCCGACAGCGACAGACAUCGAUAUCAACAAGAGCAAAGGCAACUCCAAUUCCCGGUUUCCAGCCCCUUGCUCAGCUGGCUGGAGGCCCCCAGCGGGCAGUGGCUGGGGCAGUGUCAGGUCAGUCCUGCCACUGUCACAGACUGAGGAGGAGGAGAGGCCCUUUGCUGAGAUGGAGCGUGAGGUUUCCCAGUGGGAAGUUGACAGUGAGGAAGAGCUUUCCCAAUGGGAAGAUGUGCAAGGGAUGCACCAGAAAGAAAUGCAGAGAGUGAAACAAAAGUCCCAGGGAAGAGCCUGGGGCAGCCAAGAGCUGUACCAACACCAGAGUCAGAACAUCAGCGAGGAGAUCCUGAUCCAGGAACUGACAGACAUCUAUAAACUGAUGGAAAAGCUGCAGGAAGAGUAUGCCCUCCAACAACAGAUGCCUGUAGAAGAAGAAACACAGCCCAGCUCUGCCAGAGCCAUAGGCAUGGAGGUGGCAGCAGAGGCAGCACCUGCCCUGCCCAGCACCUCCCCUGUCCCAGGCAGUCCUACAGAGGCCAAGCCAGCAGCUGCUGCCCCAGCUGCAGCUCAUGAGAAGGAAGAGCCCAAGCCUCUCACUCCUGAGGAGGUGAAGGCUGCAGCUCCUUCUCUCUUCAGUGAGCAACUGCCAUCACCUGGGACACAGAGCUCAUCCAGUGUCCCCUCCGACACCCUGACCAGCAGCCUGGCUUCACUAUGCCAGGAUCAGGACAACACCGAGGAGAUCCUGAUCCAGGGACUGACCGACAUGUACCAGCUGAUGGAGAAGCUGGAGGAAGAGUAUGCCCUCCAACAACAGAUGGCUCUAGAAGAAUCACAGCCCAGCUCUCCCAGCCCUGUGGGUGCAGCAGAGCCAGCAGAGGAAGCGCCUGCCCUGCCCUGCACCUCUCCUGCCCCACAGAGUCCCACGGAGCAGACCAUCAACAGGGAGAUCUUGAGCCUGGUGCUGCAGGAGAUGCAGGCACUGAAGCAGCAGCUGGCUGCCCUUCAACUGGGCUUGGCCGUAAAAGAAUCAGCAGUGGCAGCCAAAAGGGAAGAGAGAUCAGUGCCUGCCCUGCUGAGCACCUCUCCUGCCGCACAGAGUCUCACGGAGCAAGACACCAACAGGGACGUCCUGAGCCAGGUGCUGCACGAGCUCCAGGCACUGAAGCAGCAGCAGAAUGAAGUCCAUGCCCUUCAACAGCAGUUGGCGGACAAAGUGGAAUCACUCGAGACAGCCAAAAGGGAAGAGAGCUCAGUGCCUGCCCCGCACAGUCCCCCCAGCCCCUGGCCUGCCCAGCUGGGAGUCCACGCCUCCAGGGAGCAGCUGGAGGAGGCAGCAGUGGGGUCAGCAACACAGGCAGAGGUGGAGAGGACGGACGACUCGGAUGAGGAAAUGAAAUGGUGGCAAUUCCUGGAUGAUCUGGAGCCUUUCCUGGUGAGAGAGCCAGAGGUGUCCCAGGUGUCUGUCACAGGACUGACAAUGAGAAUUUCCUUGGCAGAAGGGAUCCCAGAGCUUGCCCCUUGUGAGGCUCCUGUUGAGCACCCGGCACAGGAGCCGUGCAGCCAAGGGCCAGUGCCUGCCCCACAGAGCCCCCCCAGCCCCCGGCCUGCCCAGCUGAGAGCCCAGACCCCCAGACAGAGGCAGCAGGAGGGGGCAGCAUCAGCAUCCAUGUGGGCAGUGCAAGAGAGCGAGGAGGGGAGCUUGGCUGGGGACGACAAAGAGUGGGAAGAUGCCAUGGAGCCAGAGCCUUCCCUGUGGAAGAAUAAGGAAGAGGCAGAGGUGUCCGAUGGAGAAAUGAAGGACUCCUAAGAAGUGUCCCAGGGAGAAGAGUGCCCUGAACAGAAGGUGUCCCAGGAAGAGCUCUCUGACUGGGAAGAGCGCACAGAGGCAGAUGUGUCCCAGGGAGAAGUCACAAGUCACCAUGAAGACUGUGCCUGGGAAGAAUACUUGCCUGAGCA
Passer domesticus (house sparrow) is the source of this 2047-nucleotide messenger RNA. RefSeq names its product fibrous sheath CABYR-binding protein-like. The transcript has 3 exons. The record is from RefSeq and is a predicted model, not a curated record. NCBI's taxonomy places the organism in Eukaryota, Metazoa, Chordata, Aves, Passeriformes, Passeridae. The coding region runs from base 258 to 1898 and encodes 546 amino acids.